Molecule: messenger RNA, 1623 nt
Organism: Zygotorulaspora mrakii
Lineage: Eukaryota; Fungi; Ascomycota; Saccharomycetes; Saccharomycetales; Saccharomycetaceae
Gene: SAL1
Product: Ca(2+)-binding ATP:ADP antiporter SAL1
Exons: 1
Coding region: 1-1623 (540 amino acids)
Biological process (GO): transmembrane transport
Molecular function (GO): calcium ion binding; ATP transmembrane transporter activity
Source: RefSeq, a predicted model, not a curated record
AUGGCACCUGAGCGAACCAAUGGCGAAACUGACGAAGAGCGAUAUAAACGUUACGAAAGGACCUUUGAGAAGCUGGAUAUUGAAGGGACGGGAAGAUUGACUUUUCAAAAGCUCAAAGAGGCACUUGAAAAGCACGGACAUCCACUGAGGGAUAGCGAUGAGGCCAUCAUUGUUUUGUUCAACGCAAUGGAUUGCGACAAGGAUUCUAUAGUGGAUCUGCAGGACUUCAAAAAAUAUGCCUCAUUGGCGGAGUCUCAGAUAAAACAGGGAUUUCAAAAAAUCGAUUCAGAUCACGAUGGGAGGGUCAAGAUCUCAGAACUGUCUCAGUAUCUUUCAAAGGUGGACCAAAAUUGCAGGCAGGAGAACGAUGACAGUAAAAAUAUUAAAGGGCAGAUGGUCCACGAAGAACAAAAUCAUGACAAGGACAAGGAACGCUCACGAUUCAAUCGAUUUUUCAACUGGGCAUUUCAGAGAAAAUCCAAAGACAACGAUGACUCCGCUGUACGGUACAUUACUUAUGAUCAGUGGAGAGAUUUUUUGUUAUUGAUGCCACGAAAAGAGGGAUCACGUUUGCACACAGCAUACUCAUAUUAUUAUUACUUCAAUGCUGACGUCGAUUUAUCAUCAGAAGGAGAUAUGACUUUGAUAAACGAUUUUUUCCGUGGGUUUGGAUUUUUCAUAGCUGGUGGUAUUUCUGGGGUCGUGUCACGUACAUGUACAGCACCGUUUGAUAGAAUAAAGGUUUUUCUGAUUGCUCGGACUGAUCUGUCUUCAACUUUGCUCAACUCAAGGAAAGAUCUAAUUGCUAAAAAUCCCCAUGCAGAUCUUGCAAAAAUAAAAUCCCCAUUGGUGAAGGCUAUGACAACACUUUAUAGACAAGGCGGCCUCAAAGCAUUUUAUGUUGGAAACGGUUUGAAUGUAGUCAAAGUUUUUCCCGAGAGCUCAAUGAAAUUUGGUUCUUUCGAAUUGGCAAAAAGAAUUCUGACACGGCUUGAGGGUUGCAAAGAUACAAGUGAGUUGUCGCAAUUUGCCACAUAUAUCGCAGGUGGUAUGGCAGGUGUUGUUGCUCAGUUUUCAGUUUAUCCAAUUGAUACUUUGAAAUUUAGAAUACAAUGUGCCCCACUUGACAAUCAACUUUACGGUAACAAAUUGAUGGUGGAAACUGCAAAGGAGAUGUAUCGGCAGGGCGGUCUUAGAUUAUUUUACCGCGGUAUCCUAGUUGGUGUUGCAGGUAUUUUUCCUUAUGCGGCACUUGAUCUGGGGACGUUUUCCGCUCUGAAGAAGUGGUAUAUUGCGAAGCAAGCGACAAAACUUCAAAUACCAAGGGAGGAAGUCUAUUUAAGUAACCUGGUUGUCCUACCGAUGGGUGCAUUUAGUGGUACUGUUGGUGCUACUCUAGUUUAUCCGAUAAAUCUCCUGAGGACAAGAUUGCAAGCUCAAGGAACUUUCGCUCACCCACAGACUUAUACCGGUAUUAAAGAUGUCUUCAUAAAAACAAUUCAAAGAGAGGGAUAUCCCGGUUUAUUCAAAGGGCUGGUACCUAAUCUAGCGAAAGUGUGUCCAGCGGUUUCCAUAAGCUACCUAUGUUAUGAAAAUUUGAAGAGUUUCAUGAAACUAGAAUGA